Gigantopelta aegis is the source of this 3702-nucleotide messenger RNA. RefSeq lists its product as uncharacterized. The record is from RefSeq and is a predicted model, not a curated record. The transcript is spliced from 6 exons. Bases 388 to 1827 code for a protein of 479 amino acids. NCBI's taxonomy places the organism in Eukaryota, Metazoa, Mollusca, Gastropoda, Neomphalida, Peltospiridae.
ACCGAGUAAAGGUUCGAGAUUUUAUAUAUUGAUUCUACAUGGCACAUGUACAAGAAAAGAGUAAAGGGUCGAAAUUGACCGUCUUUGUUCUACAUGACAAAGUUCGAAAUUUACAAUAUUGGUUCUACAUGACACAGAUUCAUAGACGGAGUUACGGUUCUUGAUAUACAAUAUUGGUUCUACAUGACAUAUUCAAGCAUGGUGUUACGGUUCCAUAUUUGCUAUAUUGGUUCUACAUGACCAAGGUUCCAGCACGGAGGAAAGGCUCGAGAUUUGCAUGACCAAGAUUCAAAGACGGAGUGACAGUUCUUGAUUUACAAUGUUGGUUCUACAUGACCAAGAUUCAAAGACGGAGUGACAGUUCAAUAUUUACUCUAUUGGUUCUACAUGACCACGGUUCCAGCCCGGAGUAGAGGCUCGAGACUCGCGCUGUGUGUUCUACAGAACUGCCUGAUGAUUGUCCUCGUUUUACUCGUCGUGUAUCUGUCCUGGGUCGUCACGCUUCACCGAGGACUCGCCCAGUCCCAGCAAAACGGAAGUACUUCUGUAGAGAACGAAAACGUGACAAAACAGGUAGCCGAUGAACACCCGCUGAGUGCCACGAACUGGUCAGACAGCCAAACUAGCACCACACCAGUACUUCGCGGUUAUCACAAUGAUCACAGACGAAACAGAUUCAAAACUAGAAACCAGGAAAUUAAACGAAAACGGAGAAGGAAAAGAAUACGAAACAGGAACAGACUUAAUAAUGCAAAGAUCUCGACGGCUGUGGAAACGUCGACGUCAGCAGGUGUUACGUCAUCACGUCAAGACAACGACGACGUCAACGUUGUUCGAAAGAAAACAUCACGGGCGGCAGACACGGUGAAACCAUCGUUUAUAAACGUCAUCAAGCCUUGGAAAAAAGGAACACCACAAAGCGAUCACGAUGACAAAACUGUGAGUGACACAGAAAUGACAACGGUCAGUGUCUUGACGUCAGUUCCUGUCGUAGGCGUGGCUCCCGUUUCUCUUGGACAAACUGCCACAUCUGGUCACACAGAGUCCAGUACUACCAGUCACAAAGAGAUCAGCACCACACUCACAAAACAUGCUACAGCAGACGCGACUCGGUGGUCGUCGUGGGGGUCGUGCAGCAUCACGUGCGGAGUGGGUCAGCAGGAGAGGACGAGGAGCUGCGGCUCACACUGCCAGGAGAUCGAAUCUAAACCCUGUCUCCUAGAACCGUGUGCAGGUGAUGACAACACGUGGCUGGACAAGUGGGCGUACUUCGAGAUGCUCGACAUGACCACUGACGUGGACGUGGACACUGACGCGAGCGACCCGUGCGAGCGGUGGAUGAAGUGCAGUAACAAGUCGAUCCAGCACUACCUGACGAAGAUCGCCGAGUUGCCGAGCUGUCCGUGCCACUACCCGAUCAGCCUGGCCUUCCACGACAGCCUCUACGACGACGAGUACCAGAAGGUCUUCGUCUGGGAGGACGCCAGCGGCAGCAGCGAACGGAACGACGUCUACAGGCCGGGGGCCACAUUCUGUAUCCGCUCUCUGCUGCCAGAACACUCAUUCUCAUUGGCUGCACAGCACUGUUGCUAUGACAGCCACCAGAAACUUAUUACCCGUGGAAGAGAUGCGGGCACCCCGAAUCUCGUGAGUCCACAGAUCUCGCGAGAACUGCAUAAGAAGGUAGAUCUUCUGCCGUGGGUCAUCUGUAAAGGCGAUUGGACAAGGUACGACUUGGUACUGCACCCCAAUAACAAGCGGCAGUGUGUUGAAAACCCAGGCAUGGAGGUCAUACACGAGCAGAUUCGACAGGCCAAGCUCUAUUGACCUCAACACAGAUGACAGACUGCUGUAUUGACCUCAACACAGAUGACAGACUGCUGUAUUGACCUCAACCUCGAUGACAGACUGCUGUAUUGACCUCCACACAGAUGACAGACUGCUGUAUUGACCUCAACCUGGAUGACAGACUGUUGUAUUGACCUCAACCCUGAUGACAGACUGUUGUACUGACCUCAACCCUGAUGACAGACUGUUGUAUUGACCUCAACCCUGAUGACAGACUGUUGUAUUGACCUCAACCCUGAUGACAGACUGUUGUAUUGACCUCAACCCUGAUGACAGACUGUUGUAUUGACCUCAACCCAGAUGACACUGUUGUAUUGACCUCAACCCAGAUGACAGACUGUUGUAUUGACCGCAACACAGAUGACAGACUGUUGUAUUGACCUCAACCUGGAUGACAGACUGUUGUAUUGACCUCAUCCCGACUGACAGAUUGUUGUAUUGACCUCGACACAGAUGACAGACUGUUGUAUUGACUUCAACACAGAUGCCAGACUGUUGUAUUGCCAUCAACCAUGAUGACACUGUUGUACUGACCUUAACCCUGAUGACAGACUGUUGUAUUGACCUCAACACAGAUGACACUAUUGUAUUGACCUGAACCCAGAUGACACUGUUGUAUUGACCUCAACACAAUGACAGACUGUUGUAUUGACCUCAACCCUGAUGACAGACUGUUGUAUUGACCUCAACCCAGAUGACAGACUGUUGUAUUGACCGCAACACAGAUGACAGACUGCUGUAUUGACCUCAACCCGGAUGACAGAUUGUUGUAUUGACCUCAACACGGAUGACAGACUGUUGUAUUGACCUCAACAGAUGACAGACUGCUGUAUUGACCUCAACAUAGAUGACAGACUGUUGUAUUGACCUCAACCUGGAUUACUGACUGUUGUAUUGACCUCAACCCGAAUGAAAGACUGCUGUAUUGACCUCAACCCGAAUGACAGACGGCUGUAUUGACCUCAACCCGGAUGACAGGUCAAGCUGUAUUGACCUCAAGACAAAUGACAGAUCAAACUGUAUUGACCUCAACCCGGAUGACAGGUCAAGCUGUAUAUUGGAACUAGCUUCAUUUUCCCCACUACAUACUAGGAAAGUGAUCAGGAAUCUGCUAACUGGCUGGCGAUCUCUUCUUUAAAGCACUAUAUUGAUUUGUGCAGGCUAAUCACCCGGCCUGAAUACAAUUGAUUUGUUGACGACUGAUUGCGUUAUGUGUUUGAUGGACAUGGAAUCCCGAGCAAUAACUUCGGUAUUGAUAGUCCAUAGCCAUCGGUUCAGUCAUCCAGUAAAAUGUCCUAAGAGCAAUAAACAUUAGGAACACGCUGAAGGUGAAAAUAAACAUUCGUAUGUGAACUGUUACACAGGAACCUGUUAACUGUUUUGUUGGUGACUGAGUUUCAGAACCUGUUAACUGUUUUGUUGGCGACUUUGAGUUUCAGAACCUGUUAACUGUUUUGUUGGCGACUUUGAGUUUCAGAAUCUGUUAACAAAUAGACAUAUAGGGCCAUAGGAGCCGGGUCAGGGGAGAGGGCACGUACUCCCCAUAUGAAGCCCAAAACGUUCACUUUGUGGUUGUGUUAUACAUAUAAACAAAAACAUAUGUUUGCGUCUUCGACGUUUCUACAGACUGGUCGAAGUUUGCCUGUAAAGCUCGACGACAUUGUGAUGAGAUGGCCAUGGACAGCUGUAUGAACUCAUUACAGGUUACUAGUAUAACAUGCAUCAUCUGCAAACCACGGGUUAACCUUCAAUUCGACUGCUGAAAGUGCUCUCGACCUUCUAGAUUCUCAUUACUAUCUGUUAUAAAAUGUGUUGCCCAAAGACUAUUUUAAUAGAACAGAUUAUAAAAGGAAA